Lonchura striata (white-rumped munia) is the source of this 3345-nucleotide messenger RNA. RefSeq names its product inositol polyphosphate-4-phosphatase type II B (gene INPP4B). Gene Ontology annotation, cellular component: cytoplasm. The record is from RefSeq and is a predicted model, not a curated record. Gene Ontology annotation, molecular function: phosphatidylinositol-3,4-bisphosphate 4-phosphatase activity. NCBI's taxonomy places the organism in Eukaryota, Metazoa, Chordata, Aves, Passeriformes, Estrildidae.
CGCCUCCCGCACACCGAGGGGGAAAGUGCCGCGCCGGCCGCCCCGCCGCCGGACAGGGUUUCAGAGUGGAAAACCGGAUCUUUACCCUGAAGCUGCAUCAAAGCCAGACUGUGAAUCUUGGGCUGUGACACUGGGAGAGGUGAACUCGGAAGGUUUGCAGAAUAAAAUUCAGCAGCUCCGGACGCUGAUCAUGGAAAUCAAAGAGGAGAGACCAUCAGAUGAAGCACGACAGUUUUUCCCUUCAUCCCAGUUAGACAGUCUAGGAGAGCCCCAGUUGACGAGUAUUCAGGGAAUUGCAAAUGAGCCAAAGCUGGAGUUCAGUCUUGCAUGCAAGGAUCUAGUGGCUGCUACCCGUGAUCGGAAGCUGAAUACGUUUAUCCAAGUCUCAGUGGUGCAUCCAGCAGAGCGCAUUUUGACGCGGUAUUCAAGCACUGAAAUCGUGGAGGGUACAAAAGAUCCACUGUUUUUGACUGGUGUGACCUUCCCACCGGAAUACCCCAUCUAUGAGGAAACUAAAAUAAAACUAACAGUCUAUGAUGUCAAAGAUAAAUCCCAAGACACGGUCCGCACCAGUGUCCUAUCUGAUCACAAGGAACCAAGAGCAGAUGUUGGGCGAAGCUUCCUGGGCUGUGCAACUUUUAGAGUAGGAGAUCUGGUAAAGUCAAAGGAUCAACAGUUGACCCUUACCCUCAGAACAUCUGAUGGUGGAAGGACAGUUGGUACCAUUGAAGUCAAUCUUGUGAAGAUGGGAGAGCUAGAGGAGGGGGAAACAGACCACAUCACAGCAGAUGCCCAAGAUCAAAAGUGUGCAUUGGUUCGUGAGUGUACAGCCACUGAAGGCAUAAGUGGGAAAGACAACCUGCCUUCCUUAAAUGCAGUGUUGAGAAACCCAGUUUGUAAGUUAUAUAGAUUCCCUACUUCUGACAACAAGUGGAUGCGGAUCCAGGAACAGAUGGCUGAGACUACCCUCUCUUUCCAUGUUCCUAAAGAACUAAUAAAUCUGCACAUAAAGGAGGAUAUGAGAAGGAAUCAGGAACUUAAAGACCUAGGAGAACUUGCUCCUCAUUGGGACAACAUGCGCAAAAGUGUAAUUGCUCACUGUGAUCAGAUGUUGAGCAUGUACCAGGACACUCUUGCAGAGCUUGUGAAGCAUACAGGUUCUUCUUUUAAGUCAAGCUGUAGCAAAGGAGAAAAAACACUAGAAUUCAUCCCAAUAAAUCUUCAUCUGCAAAGAAUGCAUGUGCAUAGUCCUCGAUUGAAAGAUGCUCUGUAUGAUGUUAUCACUGUAGGAGCCCCAGCUGCACAUUUCCAAGGAUUUAAGAAUGGUGGUCUCCGGAAACUGCUGAGUAAAUUUGAGGCAGAAAGACGAAAUACUGGAUACCAGUGUAUUUACUAUUCACCUGAAAACACAGCCAAGGCAAAAGAAGUUCUCAGCAACAUCAGUCAUCUGCAACCUCUCAUAUCAAGCCAUGCAGACCUGCUGCUUAGUUCUGCAAGCCAACGUUCUCCAGACAGCUUGAAGAAUUCUUUAAAGAUGCUUUCAGAAAAAACAGAAUUAUUUGUGCACACAUUCAAGGACCAGCUGGUCAGAAGUGCCCUUUUAGCACUGUACACAGCCCGGCCUGGCUGUGUCCUCAAGAACCCAGCUGUGCCUAGAAAGAGUGUAGAAGAAGGGGCUGAUGCACAGCACCAGGAUCAUCCUUCUCAGAUUAAAAGGCAGGACUCUAUACCCCAUCAUUCUGAGUAUGAUGAGGAAGAGUGGGACAGGGUGUGGGCCAAUGUGGCAAAGAGUUUGAACUGCCUUAUUGCCCUGGUGGACAGACUGCUUGAAAAAGACAACAUGAGCCGCAUUAAAGAGGGUGAAAAUGAGCCUUCAGCAGCAGAUUGCAAGGUGUUGCAUACAGGAGGUGACUGGUAUGAACAGCUAUAUCCACUGGUGAUUACACUGAAGGACUGCAUGGGAGAAGUGGUGACCAGGGCCAAGCAAUCCAUGGCGUUUGUCCUGCUCCAGGAACUUGCCUGUGAUUUGCCCCAGUGUUUGAUGCUGACCCUAAGAAGAGACAUCGUCUUUAGCCAAGCACUUGCUGGAUUGGUCUGUGGUUUUGUAAUCAAAUUGCACACAGGUUUACAUGAUCAAGGAUUUUUACAACAGCUUCAUACUGUUGGAUUGCUCGUGCAAUAUGAAGGACUCCUUAGUACAUAUAGUGAAGAAGCAGGGAUGUUAGAAGACAUGGCUGUGGGCAUUUCAGAUUUGCAGAAAGUGAUGUUUAAAAUAAUUGAAGCCAAAUCAGAAGAUUUUUUGCCUAUUAUAACUGGAAGGCGUGAACAUUACAUUAUAGAGGUCCAGCUUCCAGCAAAGAUGUUUGAGCUGCUGCCGCAAGAGAUUAAAGAAGGAAAGCUGCUUCGCAUGUAUCCAGUGCUCUUUAAUGUUGGAAUCAAUGAACAGCAAACACUGGCAGAGAGGUUUGGAGAUACCACUUUGCAGGAAAACAUUAACCAGGAAAACUUAGAACUUCUCAAAGAAUAUUACAAGUUAUUUACGGAAAAAAUGCCUCCUGAUUGUUUACCACAUUUUCAAGAACAAAAUGAUUUAAAGGAAUUGCUAGAAAGUCUUCAUCAAAAUAUCCAGGCUAAAAAGAGAAAGAAUGUAGAAAUCAUGUGGCUGGCUGCAACGAUUUGCCGGAAGCUGAACGGAGUGCGCUUCACCUGCUGCAAAAGUGCCAAAGACAGGACAUCCAUGUCGGUGACGCUGGAGCAGUGCUCCAUCCUGAGGGACGAGCACCAACUGCACAAAGACUUCUUCAUUCGGGCGCUGGAUUGCAUGAGGAGCAGCAGGCAAACCCAGGGAGCAUUGAAUGAAUCGGAUGAUCCUGAAACAGGCUGUCUAACUGAUAACAAGCCAACUUCUCGACACUUCUAUCCUGUCGCCUUGCUGCUUGUCAGCUCACACCUGCUGGUUGUGUGGCUUAUUUUAAGUCUUGCUUUGCUAUUAGCCAAAUAUCAAUAAACUUCACUUGUGUUCCUUUCUUUUCUACAAAUAGCAACAAACUAACUCUAGAAAAAAGGAAUCAUGUUGUAAUAUUUCUACAGUCUCAGACCCCAAGGAUUCAUCUUUAAGAUACCAAUGUCUGAAAUGUACUGUGUUUUCAUUCUUUUUUUCUGAACUCUGAGAAGUAUACUAUGCAUUGAGUGAAUUGAUUUGUUCUUUCUGUUCAUGGUAAAGCUUUCCUACUGUAAUUAGCGCAAAGAAAGCCCACUUACAAUGCUGUCACUGUAUAGAAGUUGUGGAAUCCUGAAUGCUUGAACCCCUCUUUCCAGAGUAACUAGUCUGACAAAAAAAAAAAA